AUUAAAACAUACGACUUAUCUUUUACCGUGCGUCGCUCGUCGUCGGUUGGUUGCUCGAACACAUAACAUUUCAUAUACCUAACUAUAAUAAUUUUUAUAAAACUUUUGGAUUUCAUCUUUAUAAAUUUCAGUCUUUGUCCAACCAUCCAUCGAAGAGAUUGUGAGAAGAUAUAAUAUCUACUACGCUACGACAUUGCACCUCUCCACCCCUGCACCAUCACAAAAUAAUAAUAUAAAAAUAAAAUUAUUAUUACAAAAAGAAAAAAAAACGUUGCAUCUCAUUCUUAUACCUAAAUUAAAAAAGUUCUUUAGAAAUGAAUUGAGAACAGAGGUUGAAUUUAUACGCACUUCACUAUUACUACCUACUUUAAGGAUAAAUUAAUUAAACAAGAGAGUGAAUAUAAGAAAAAGUAAAAACAUAAUAAAAUUCCAACUUAUAAUCAGCUGCAAGGUUUUCAAAUUUAUCUCGAUAUAAAUAAAAAUAAAAAGAAAACAUACAAAAAACAUAACUUAAUCCUUUUAUCAAUAUCAAAUACCAUUAUCACUGUGACUUCGAUGAUCUUAUUACCUGGGUUUUCGUGCGAAAUGUUGCAAUACACUUCUACUUAACGUUUUUUUGAAAUCAUAAAAGAAAAAAAGAAGGAGAUCGUUGAAAAUCUUCCAGAAGUUAUAUGUAUAGUUAAAGAGCCACCAUAUUUAAAGUGAAUUUAAUUUAAUAUUUUGUAUAUUAAUCUAUUUUUGUCUUCAAAACAACAUUUUUUAAAAAUCUUAUUCUUAGCUUGCGUUUAUAAUUUUGAAUUUGUGAUACAAAGAAAUAAAAAGAUGAACUAAAGAAAAAAAAUAGAAUCCAAAUCCAUUAGAUUUAGAUUCAGAUCCAGCAUCAUCAUCAACAUCAAGCUUAGUAGCACGAACAGCAACAUUAUACGUUACUGCUUCUGCUUCUGCUUCUACUGCUGCAUCAACAACAACUUCUAGAUCUCGAGAAAGGGGUUCACUUAGUGAAUGAAACUUUUUAUUGAUAAAUUGGAUUUAAUAAGAAAAACGGACGUUUAAUUUCAAGUGGUGCGGUCUUAGAAAACAUACAUAGAAUAAUAUAAAAUAAAAUACCGUCACCGUGCCAAAGUGGUUGUGAUAUUUUACCUACGACUUUUUGUUCGUUGUUUUUUUUUGUCUUCUAAGAUAUGUUUUAAACUCCUUUGCCUUAUUUUUUCUAUCAAUGCAUAUUGUGUGAUCAUCAAAGAGAGGCAUCAAAAACAAUCGUUUAUAUUUUUGAAAGAAAGCGAAUUGCAAAUUUGAUUAUCUACAAACAGGAGAGGCCUAUCUAUAUCAAUCAGUGGUGCCGCCCGCUACCGUGCGUCGUCGUAGUCGUCGUUCUAUACCCAUUUUUGAUUGAUAAAACCUUCGAUAGUAAUAUUAUUUUUGUGUGAGAAAAAAAAGAAGUAUAAAUUCAAAAUGGGCGAAGAAACUGCAACAGAAACAAAGGACGAGAAGCCGGAACUGUCGAGUUUUGGAAGAAUGUGCCAAAGAAAAGGAAUCAAUCCGAAUUUGAUAAUGUUGAAAAUAACGUUGUUUGUUAUGUAUGGAGCUACAUCAUCACUUUUGCCUUACCUAACAAUUCACAUGCAAUCAAUUGGAUUGACAGUUGAAGAGAUUGCUAUUAUCUAUUUGGCUCUACCCUUUACAACUUUUCUUAGCCCACCGAUUACAGGAUUUUUGGUCGAUAAAUUUGGCAAAUACAAGCCAGUCGUUGUAAUGAGUUUGCUAUUGAAUGCCUUGUUCCAUCAUUCGCUGUUGUGCAUACCACAGCAGGAAAUUCCAGGUGUUAUUCCAUCGGCUUAUGUUAUGCGGCAUCCAGAAGCAGCCACAGUCGAGAUUUGGUGGUCACCAUGUCCAAGUCGAGAGUGUCCUGAGGAAGAAGAAAUGGAUUUGGUACUCGACCAAUGUUUGGACUAUUGCUUGCUGCUUGAACAAAAUCCAAAAAUCGAAAUCGUUCCUCCUCCAACUAAUGCACCAAUAUUUCAACCGUCAGAUGAUGUAAAUCCAAACGAUCCGGAAAAGUUAAGAUUCCAUGUAAGCAAUAAGGUGCACAAUAAAUCUCAUGAGCCUCCCAUAAUACAACAACCCUCAUCGACAACGCCGCAGGCGUUAUAUUUGAAUCAAAGCACAACAGUUAUAGAAGACCAAACAACUGAAUCUGGUUGGGUAUUGUCCAGCAGUGAUGACUCGGCAUUCUUCUUCUUAGACAUGCAUCCCGAUUUAGCCGAUCCCAUUGAACAGCUUGGCAUGGAAAUCGAACCUGAUGAUAACGAGACUGUGACAGAUUUUAAACAACGUUUUGGAGAGAAACUCCUGUGGCGACAAGGAGUGAAUGUAACUGAUUUGGAAGAGCUGGAUUUACGAUGUGGUGGAAUAGUUAAACGUAGUAAUAUGACUGGAAGUCAUAAACUUAAUGAAUUGACAGUUGAUUGUAUGGUUCAAAGAUGUCGAUUCAGGGAAAAUGGACCGGAAAUUUGUCCACCAGACUAUAAGGAGAGUGAUGAUAGAGUUUUCUGGCUUUACUUUUUGUUGAGAUUCUUGGCCACAACAAUGUUGUCUGCUGGUGUAACAAUAAUGGAUCCAAUUGCCUUGACCAUGAUUGAGAAAUAUGGAGGUGAUUUUGGCAGAGAACGUCUAUUUUCAAGCAUUGGAAUGGCCAUCUUUUCACCUAUAACUGGCAUCAUGAUUGAUUAUACUUCACGUGGACUAGGCUAUACAGACUAUUCGGCAGCCUUUUAUACAUAUGACAUACUCCUAGUCAUCUCGACAAUAUCGGUCUUAAUGAUGCCACUCGGAGAGAAGCUACCAGCUGACAAUGUGUUCCGGGAUUUAUGGAAUCUGUUGAAAAUGCCACAUGUAAUCGCUUUCAUUUUGUUCCUCUUUGUUUUGGGUAACUUCUGGGGUUUCAUUGAGAGUUUCUUGUUUUUGUACCUGAAGGAAUUGGGUGCACCAAAUUAUUUACUGGGAAUCACAAUCACUGUUGGUACGGUUAGCAGUAUACCAUUCCUGUAUGGAGCUGAAAAGAUAACAAGAAUUUUCGGACAUGUAAAUUUGAUCAUUAUUGCAUUCUUCUCGCAUGCCGGACGCUUGGUUGGAUAUUCAUUUAUAGAGAAUGCCUGGUGGUGUUUUCCUUUUGAAGCUAUGGAAGCUCUAUCAUGCCAUUUGAUGUGGGUUGCAGCUGCAACAUAUUGCUCAAUAUUGGCUCCUAAAAAUCUAUUGGCUACUUUAAUUGGUGUUUUGGGAAUGGCACAUUUCAGUUUAGGACGUGGUAGUGGUUCAUUUACUGGUGGUCUGCUCAUAGGGCAAUUUGGUACUCGAGAUGCAUUCCGUUACAUGGGUCUAUUGGCUGUUGUCGGUGGUAUAGCCUAUGGUCUACUCCAUCUUGUUUGGCUACGCAAAUUUGACCAUCAAAUCGACGAUAAUGAUGACAACGAAGCAAUUGAAAAUGGCGAAACUGAAAAACUAACCGAACCAGCAACCAAGGAACAAGGCACAUCCAUGUCACUUGAACGUUUGAGUCUCAUGAUAAAAUACAACCAAAUUGGAAGUUUGACCUCUCUACCCAGAGGAUCGAGGGUCGACAUACAGGACCACCUGCCUCACAGACGUAGCAGUUAUAAUGUUGAACAAAUUCGAGUACCACGUCAUGGAUCGAAAGUCGAUAUCCUUAGGUCAGCACUCGAAAUCAAUCACAAGACAUCAAAUAAUUCAGUCGGAGGCAGAGUUGAUAAAACAUCCAAUCAAUCAUUGGGUCGUAACCGAGCUGACAGUGCUCCGAAAUUAAGUCAUGGAAAUAUGAAAAAUAUCUCACAACCAGCUCUGGAAGGUGUCGUUUUAGAGGGCGUGGAGUCAACGUUUUUCCCAACUCGAAUGAAAAAAUAUUCCAGCGGUUUACUAAACACAGUGGAUCCUUCCGUAAUCCCUAGCGCUAUGCUAAUGGCUGAAGAACUUCGAAAAGUAAUUCCAGAAGAAACCGAACAAGCAAAUGCUGAAGCAAAAGCUAAACUAGAGGCAUUAGCAUUAUCAGCCGACGAUGCUGGUGGUGAUGUAUCUGCUCAAACAAAUGGAAAAAGUAUAGAAGAUUCUACAACAAAUCAAACGAAUAAUAAUGCCACAUGAUACACGUAACACAUAAAAUAUGUACAGUAUUUUCAAAUUCUUUCGCUCUGAACCUGGAGAAAAAAUGUUUGAUAUGUUACAUAACUUUUUAUUUUUAUUUUUUUUGCUGUACCGUAUUAUUAUAGAUUGUUAGUAAAUUACUCUUUUAUGUGUUUCUAUUUUAUUUUAUGAAAAUAUUAAAAAAAGAGGAAAUAAACGUUUUUAUUUAAAAAUAAACAAUAAAA
This is a messenger RNA of Eupeodes corollae, 4379 nucleotides long. RefSeq lists its product as uncharacterized. Lineage: Eukaryota; Metazoa; Arthropoda; Insecta; Diptera; Syrphidae. Gene Ontology annotation, cellular component: membrane. The record is from RefSeq and is a predicted model, not a curated record. The transcript is spliced from 12 exons. Bases 1453 to 4155 code for a protein of 900 amino acids.